CACUGGCAACUUCAAAGCAAAAUGAAGAUCCUUCUGUUGCUUUCAGCCAUUGGGUUCUGCUGGGCUCAGUAUUCCCCACAUACUGAAGCUGGGAGGACAUCUAUGGUCCAUCUGUUUGAGUGGCGCUGGGUUGAUAUUGCUCUGGAAUGUGAACGAUACUUAGCUCCCAAUGGAUAUGGAGGGGUUCAGGUCUCACCACCCAAUGAAAAUAUUGUAGUAACCAGCCCUUUUAGACCUUGGUGGGAAAGAUACCAACCAAUUAGCUAUAAAUUGUGCACAAGAUCUGGAAAUGAAGAUGAAUUCAAAGACAUGGUGACUAGAUGUAACAAUGUUGGUGUCCGUAUUUAUGUGGAUGCUGUGAUUAAUCAUAUGUGUGGUAGUGGUGCAGGUUCAGGAACAAGCAGUACUUGCGGAAGUUACUUCAACGCUGGAAACAGGGAGUUUCCAGAAGUCCCAUAUUCUGCUUGGGAUUUUAAUGAUGGCAAAUGUAACACGGCAAGUGGAGAAAUUGAGAGCUAUAAUGACGCUUACCAGGUUAGAGAUUGUCGUCUGACUGGUCUUCUUGAUCUUGCACUGGAGAAAGAUUAUGUGCGUUCUGAGAUUGCUGCAUAUCUGAACCGUCUCAUUGAUAUUGGUGUAGCCGGUUUUAGACUUGAUGCUGCCAAGCACAUGUGGCCUGGAGACAUAAAGGCAGUUUUGGAUAAACUGAAUAAUCUAAAUACAAAUUGGUUUCCUGAAGGAAGUAAACCUUUCAUCUUCCAGGAGGUAAUUGAUCUGGGCGGUGAGGCAAUUUCAAGCAGUGAAUACUUUGAAAAUGGCCGCGUGACCGAGUUCAAAUAUGGUGCAAAACUAGGCACAGUUAUUCGCAAGUGGAGUGGAGAGAAGAUGGCUUACUUAAUAAACUGGGGAGAACCUUGGAGUUUUGUGCCUUCUGAUAGAGCACUUGUCUUUGUAGAUAACCAUGACAAUCAACGUGGACAUGGAGCUGGAGGAGCAUCGAUUCUUACAUUCUGGGAUGCUCGACUGUAUAAAAUGGCAGUUGGAUUUAUGCUUGCUCAUCCCUAUGGAUUUACACGAGUAAUGUCAAGCUACCGUUGGCCAAGAUAUUUUCAGGAUGGAAGUGAUGUUAAUGAUUGGGUUGGGCCACCAAAUGAUAAUGGAGUAAUUAAAGAAGUUACUAUAAAUGAAGACACUACUUGUGGCAAUGACUGGGUCUGUGAACAUCGAUGGCGUCAAAUAAGGAACAUGGUUAUUUUCCGUAAUGUAGUUGAUGGCCAGGAUUUUACAAACUGGUGGGAUAAUGGUAGCAACCAAGUGGCUUUUGGAAGAGGAAACAGAGGAUUCAUUGUUUUUAACAAUGAUGACUGGUCAUUAUCUUCAACUUUGCAAACUGGUCUUCCUGGUGGCACAUAUUGUGAUGUCAUUUCUGGAGAUAAAAUUAAUGGCGAUUGCACAGGAAUUAAAAUCUACGUUGGCAAUGAUGGCUAUGCUUCUUUUUCUAUUAGCAACUCUGCUGAAGAUCCAUUUAUUGCAAUUCAUGUUGAUGCUAAGUUAUAAAUUCAAAUUAAAUGCAUAUCAAGAGCAAUAA
Messenger RNA from Cynocephalus volans (Philippine flying lemur), 1588 nucleotides. Its product is annotated as pancreatic alpha-amylase-like. Gene Ontology annotation, molecular function: cation binding; alpha-amylase activity. The transcript is spliced from 10 exons. Lineage: Eukaryota; Metazoa; Chordata; Mammalia; Dermoptera; Cynocephalidae. The record is from RefSeq and is a predicted model, not a curated record. Gene Ontology annotation, biological process: carbohydrate metabolic process. The coding region runs from base 22 to 1557 and encodes 511 amino acids.